Molecule: messenger RNA, 8580 nt
Organism: Microtus oregoni (creeping vole)
Lineage: Eukaryota; Metazoa; Chordata; Mammalia; Rodentia; Cricetidae
Gene: Oprm1
Product: opioid receptor mu 1
Exons: 4
Coding region: 139-1335 (398 amino acids)
Biological process (GO): sensory perception of pain; neuropeptide signaling pathway; G protein-coupled opioid receptor signaling pathway
Cellular component (GO): membrane; neuron projection
Molecular function (GO): beta-endorphin receptor activity; morphine receptor activity; G-protein beta-subunit binding
Source: RefSeq, a predicted model, not a curated record
CCGCCAGGGCUGGUCUGUGUAAGAAACUGACGGAGCUGAGGCAGCUGCGAGAGGAAAAGGCUGGGGAUCGUGAAACCCAAAAAGUCUUGGUUCUCUCAGUUACUGCCCGCAUCGAGUCCGCAGCAGGCCUUCAGCACCAUGGACAGCCGCGUCGGCUCUGGGAACACCAGCGACUGUUCUGACCCCUUGGCUCCAGGGAGUUGCUCCCCAGCACCUGCCUCCUGGCUCAAUUUGUCCCAUGUAGAUGGCAACCAGUCCGAUCCAUGUAGUCUGAACCGCACCGGGCUUGGCGGGAGCGACAGCCUGUGUUCUUCGCCUGGCAGUCCUUCCAUGGUCACAGCUAUAACCAUCAUGGCCCUCUACUCUAUCGUGUGCGUAGUGGGCCUCUUCGGAAACUUCCUGGUCAUGUAUGUGAUUGUCAGAUACACCAAGAUGAAGACUGCCACCAACAUCUACAUCUUCAACCUUGCUCUGGCAGAUGCCUUGGCAACCAGUACACUGCCCUUUCAGAGUGUCAACUACCUGAUGGGAACGUGGCCCUUCGGAACCAUCCUCUGCAAGAUCGUCAUCUCAAUAGAUUACUACAACAUGUUCACCAGCAUAUUCACCCUCUGCACCAUGAGCGUGGACCGCUACAUUGCUGUCUGCCACCCGGUCAAGGCUCUGGAUUUCCGUACCCCCCGAAAUGCCAAAAUUGUCAAUGUCUGCAACUGGCUCCUCUCUUCUGCCAUUGGUCUGCCUGUCAUGUUCAUGGCAACCACAAAAUACAGGCAGGGGUCCAUAGAUUGCACCCUCACGUUCUCGCAUCCCACCUGGUACUGGGAGAACCUGCUCAAAAUCUGCGUUUUCAUCUUUGCCUUCAUCAUGCCGGUCCUCAUUAUCACCGUGUGUUACGGACUGAUGAUCUUACGGCUCAAGAGCGUGCGCAUGCUGUCGGGCUCCAAGGAAAAGGACAGGAACCUGCGCAGGAUCACCAGGAUGGUGCUGGUGGUCGUGGCUGUGUUCAUCGUCUGCUGGACCCCCAUCCACAUCUACGUCAUCAUCAAAGCCCUGAUCACGAUUCCAGAGACUACCUUCCAGACGGUUUCCUGGCACUUCUGCAUCGCCCUGGGUUACACAAACAGCUGCCUGAACCCUGUUCUUUAUGCGUUCCUGGAUGAAAACUUCAAGCGCUGCUUUAGAGAAUUCUGCAUCCCAACCUCCUCAACGAUCGAACAGCAGAACUCCACUCGAGUCCGUCAGAACACUAGAGACCACCCCUCCACAGCUAACACAGUGGAUCGAACUAACCAUCAGCUAGAAAACCUGGAAGCAGAAACUGCUCCAUUGCCCUAACUAGGUUCCCAUGCCAUCCAGAGCCUUGCUGAGCUUAGAGGCCACCAUCUACUUGGAAUCUGGUUGCUGUUGGACUGAGUAGGAGGCUCUGGUUUCCUAGGUAACCACCUGGUCCUGCAUCACUCAAAGUCUGCCCUCUCUGGCUACUUCAUCCUGCACAUGAGAGACAUUCAUACUGUACCAAGCACUGGGAAGGAAGAUAUUAUAUGAUACUACUGAAUCCAGCUAGUAUACAGGACCACCAGAAACAUACUUAGUGGAUCACAAUACUCUAUGGUAUGUGAGCUGGGGUCAUCACAGAAGAUGACCCCUCUGUGCAUAGAAUUUCUAUUUUCAAGAAAAUACAUAUGACCUUAUCAAAAAGAAACUAUCAAUUGUUGAGUUCAUUGUAGUAAACCCUAAGGUAAACGCUACCUCUGACCUCUAACCCAGUCACCUUUCUGGUCUUUUGUAAGGGGAUAUAUUAUGUUUGACCUACAAUGUUCACCUUGAAAUCAUUGUCUAGUUAAGACAUCAGGGCCACCUCCAUUUCUUGGUUUUGUAUUGUUUGAAGGAACAUAUCUCUCUCCCUAGCUCCAUAAUGAAAAUGAAGGGGAUGCCAAACACGGUGUCAGCUGCAGAGUGGUUAAUUCCCACACUGAAAUGACUUUCUGGGAGCUACAAUAUGGGGAUGGCCUCCCUAAUUCCCUCGCUGUCCUCCAAGGGUUCCCAAGUUAAGUUUAUGAAGUUACCCAUCAUGCCAUCCAAGCCAGAAGCCACAAGUUUUGCUAUCUUUGUUUCUCCAUAGCAUUGCCAUUCUGCAUGCUUUCUUUUAGAUUAUUUUCUCUGAUGCCUUCUAAAACAGCAUGAUAAAACAAGAGAUGUUUUGUUAGGUGACAGGAAAGUUUAAGCAUUUUUUAAAAUACGAAGCCAAUAAACAUAAUUACAAGACAGACUCAAACAACCAUAUAAAAAAAGAUGUGAUCUGUUUCUCAAUCCUAUGUAGUUACUUGAAUAUGAAAUACUAACAAUAUCCAAACCUCUCUCCCUAAAGAUUUGCAUUUUUUGUAAUGUCAUAAUCAUUAUCUUGGUCUUUUUUGUUCUUGACUAAAUAUCAAUAUUUCCUUGAUAAGAUGUCAAUCUUUGAUGUAACAUUUCUAAGAAAAGUCCUGUUUGACUAGAUUUUUUUUUUUUGGAUGUGACAUGCUGUUGGGAUUUGGCAGUCGCCCAAUUUUAGAUCUGGAGUAACAGCCAAGUUCACCACUUUAAACUUUUGUCAUCUUCUAUGGAGAUGGAAGUAGAGAACAAGACCCUUGGUCCUGCUCCUGACAAGGGUUCCAGAGUCUGCAUGCAGCCAGCAGAUGCUACUGUAAAAUGUGUAUCCCUUUAUCUGUCCAACAAGACACCAAUAUGCUUCACAGUUUCUGGAAGACAGCUGUCAUGGAUCAGAAUAACUGGAUUUACUGUCUCGGAGCUGAUUGGCUAUAAUUACAUGGACCCGGCCAUGUAUCCAUUAGAGGAGGAAAAGAAAACAAGAUAAGUGUUUUAAUGUUUCCUUUCAAUGAUGCCUCUAAUAACCUCCAUUUCUCAGAUGUUACAUCCCAGGAUAGAUGAGCUUUAUAUUGCAGUUUUUACAUUUUCUGUUAGAAGUAACUAAAACCAAAAUCUUAAAAAGAUUCAGGGUUUUAAAAUGGAUAACGCAAAUGAGACUCACUAGGGAGAGUGAAGUAUCUGAAUGUAAGUGCGGAGGAAGAACAUUCUUGCUUUCAGGAUGCUGUAUGGCACACGUUUUCUCUGGGGGUAGCACAGUGUUGUUUCUACACACAGCGCCCCUUUUCAGUUCUCACUGUUUCUGAACAAUGACCUACUCUGGGUGGGAACUACCUGGCAUAUGACUGAGAGAAAAGCGGACUUGAUUUAGGACUUGACCCAUGGUUUUUUGUUUUUGUUUUUGUUUUUUUUUUUCUGCAAGGGUCAUACAUGUGUGCACAAGGCUCUUCCAUAUCAUCUGUUACAAAAGAAAAUACACGAUGAAUUGGUUCAUUUUAAAUUACAUUCUAAAGCCAGAAAGGCAUUACCGGUGUUUUUUGAUAGAAAGAUAGAAGUUUUAAUGUCUGCAAGCUAGAACUACCUUGCAGCUCAGGGACACAGAGAAAUGAGAACCCUCAGUCUGGCAGAGUUAAUUUUCCAUUGCAAUCUAAAGAUAAGGAAAAUGAACAAAAAGAAAUGAUUAGGAUUAAAUUAUACAAUGUUUUUAAAAAAAUAAUUUUGGCCUGUCAUUGUACUAAAUGUUUCCUAUCGUAAAUGAAAACUAUCAGUGCUGAAGCCAAUAAAACAGUGACUAUGGGAAGCUCAGGGACGUUGCUGGACAUAGCCACCUGUGGGGUAACACUAACAUAUCUUUGUUCCCUGCUUGGAGACUACUCAGAGAGCAGGUGUACACACUGUAUCUAAGGCCUCUGGCACUGAGGCUUAAGGCAGGAGCCCAAGUUCGUGACCUCUAUACAGGAGAUAAUUGAAUUUCACUGGAAAUAGUUUCACCCUCUAGUCUUUGUUCCCCGCUGUCGUAAAAAGUGCCAGGAGCUAUGGAAUGGACCACUGUUCAGGGACUGAGGAGACACAGAUGCCAACAACUUCUUGUGUACAGUGUGUGAUGACGACCGUGGAGUGAGUCCAUGGUCUCUCGUAGUGUCAGCAGAUGAGGGGUCCUGUUUAAUGUAACUAGCAUGGCUGUGUUUUAGACACUAUACACUGCCAACAGCAGACGACCGGGGCUUAGAAGUAGAAAUAUAAAAAGUGGGUGGGGCCACUGGGCCAUGGGUGGGAGACACAGCAGGAGAAAACAGGACCCCUCCUGCCUUCCUCUGUGCAGCCACAAGUACAGAUUUGCUGAAGUCCUCAGUACAAGCUUAUAAGAAGGGCAGAAUGAUUUGGAAAAGUCUAUUAUUAAGCGUAAAAUGAGAAGAAUCCUGAAAAAUGGCUCUUUCUCAUAAACUGGGCCCAGCGUCUAGAAGCAUCUUUCAUAUCUUACUUUCAUAUCUGAUAGGUGUGUUUCCUUCAGUGUUUCCCGGGUUAUACCGUGUUCAUUGGAUAUUAUCCUACAGGUUACAGCGUCAGCAAACACAACCCCGCCCUCUUUCUUUUCCUUUCUUAUUUCUCACUUCUUCCCAAGACCUAGAUUAUCCUCCAGUUCACAAUAUGACCCCAGCUGCCUUGAUCUCAUGAUCCUCCUACUUCAGCCUAUGGGCUGCGUUUACAGGUGUUACCAUCACACACACCUGGAAGAAGAAAACAAAAUGCAAACCCAGUGCCACUCACUCAUUCACCUAAAUCACCCAGUAUUAACCAGAGCGAUCCUGUGUGUUUCAACAUAAACACGGACGUAUUUAUAAUGAUCAAAUGACACCUGUAGUUUUAAAAGAAAAUUAGUAUUAAUUCCAUCUCAAAAAAAAAAAAACAAAAACAAAAACAAAAAAAAAAAAACGUUGUUUCUCAAUGAGCAGCUGCCACCCAGAGUUGGAACAAAUAGAGUCUGCUUCUCACAGCACAAGAAAUCUAAGAUUUGUUUAAAAUUCCUCUAAUAGCAAUUAGGCUUUCGGCGACAUAUGCAACGCCUACGUAGAACGCGCAUGCUCCCUUCUCGACUUUGGAGAGAGCGCAGAAGCCGUUUCAGUGAGAGGAGGCACAUUUCAUGUCAACGUUGUCACAUACACCAUAAUAGGAAUAGUUAGCCGCCAAAAAUAUCUUUCAGGAAAAGAGUGUUUAAAGGCUGUCUAUGACAUAGGUCCUUCUUCCCACCUUGCGAUUCGAUUUUUUUUUAAAGGAACAGAAUCUCAAAAAAUGCACAGAUGCAUUCUCCAUAGAAAAACACCCACCAUCUCCCCCUCUGCCUCUGUCCUAGAUGGCUUUCCCUUUGUAAUGCCCCCCUGUCAGCACUUCCUACUGACAGACCUGAGCCCCCAGCCUGACUUCUUGGCUGGCCACUCCCCUUCACCAUCCAUGUCUAUUAAUGGCUUGCUGUGCUCUAUCAUUUUAAAUACAGAGCCAUUUAGCAUUUAAUGUCCAAUGCCCAUCCUACCAACCCAAGAAACACAAUCAGCUGGUUCUUGUUCUCCUGAAUCUCUGCAGGUGGCAAACCUGAUUCCCAUUGCCUGCUCCUGCCUCCGCAGGGGUCUGUACAGAAAACCAGAAAAUAACAAGGCCCCUGGUUACUCUCUUUCGCUAUGAUACAAUUUGUUCCCUUCUGCCCCCAGUCUCACCCCUACUCCUACUCAGUGGGGCACUGCUACUGAUCGGGCUGAAUUAACUCACAACGCAUUUGCUCUAUGGAAAUUCUGGGCCUUUAUUUCUCAAGGGAAUAGAGAAACUCAACAGCCUCCUACCCAGCUGGUUCUCUCCAUGCCAGCUACCGAAUCUAUACAAAUUAGAUUCAAGUGACAGGUUAUUUGAGGGAUUUAUAAUCCCAGCCCUGCUGAUAGUAACCUGCCAAGUGUUCUCAGAGUCCCCUCUGUCACUCAACGUAGACAUGAUUGGGGCAAAAUAAGAAGAUUCUAAGCUAGCCUGAAGAACUGUCAGGGGCUUUAGGUUUCGUUCGUUGGGUUUUGUUCAUUGUUUUGGAGAGGUUUUGUUUGUUCUAUUGUUGCUGCUGCUGUUGCUGCUGCUGCUGGUGGUGGUGCUGUUUUGUUCUGUAUGUUUUUUGAGAUAGGUUCUCACUCUGUAUUCCAGGUUAUUCUGACACUCUCUCUGUAUCCAUGGCUAACCUUGAACCCUUGUCAAUCCUUUUGCCUCAGUCUCAUGCCAGGGUCACGGUCAAGAGCUCCCCUACCAGGUUGUUUCAACUGUUUUUAUAAACUCUAUCCAUUUAUUGAAGGAACCAAAAGGAAAUGGCAUUAAUCCCAAUGAUGCAUGCCUACUCAUCUUUAUAAUUAAUCAAAUAUUUUAAAUAAUCUAUAAACUAAAUUAUAGACGAUAAUUUGCAGUCAUAGAUGCUCCAUCCACUACAAUGUACAAUACAACAAAUUCCAGCAAAAUCCAGGCACUGGGACCACCCACUGUGUGAUCUGUAGGGAAAGAUAGCAUGGCUGUGCUUAUAAACCCAGAGUAUCUAUUUUCAAGCGUUGAUUUCCUAACGGUGAGGCUGAAGCGUCACUAAACCAUUGAGAGAUCAAUUCAGUUACUGUUUUCUUAUUGAUUUGGAAGACAGAGGAAGCAUCCUGCUGGCUGUUCUCUAACUAGCCUGGCUUCUCGGAGACAGCUGGAAGCCAUCAACCACGGACACCAUGAAGAAAAGAGCUAACUACAGAAUCAAAGGAAAGAAAAAGAGAAAUCCAGUGAGUGGGAACUGCCAGAGAAUGGCUGGGCUAUUUUUGGAUAUAAAUUUUCAAUCAGAAGUGAUCAUUCUGGUUCUCAUUUGCUCAGUAUUUGUAGAGAGAAUAAGGAAAAUGAUGGUAGAUUGGCUCUAUAUGAAAAAGUCAGUUUGAAACUGUCGUGUUAAAAGAGCAUAGGGGCUUAGACCUAUUCCGUCUUUUAUAAUACUUUAUAGCAAAGCAACUUCAUGUCAGCAUCAAGUAAUGUUGGAGAGCCCACACAUUGAAAUAAAGUUAGAAUUUUAGUACACAAAGUUUGAGAAAAUCAACCACAAAACUAGUCAGAACUGUUAAAAGCAUUAGCACACAUCCCUGUUCCGUGGCAAUUAUAUAGAGAUCAUAAUGUUAUCAGUGCCAUUAUAUGUAAUUCUAUAUGCCUUUAGAAACACAUCUACCAAUAUGAAAGAAAUAUAUGAACAGGUAGAUAAUAUUUUAAUUUAAUUAGAACCAGAUAAACUGACAGUUUCCACUUAGCAAGACAUUCCCUGAGCUUUUCACCUAAUUAAUAGUUAUUGUUUGAAAAGUGCAGUGGUCUUGCUUUCAUCUCAUUAUGUUACAUGAAAUGUAAGCAAAUGUGUUUGCAAAUGGAGCUUUCUAAAAUACAUUGAACAACACUUAGCCAAUGGAAAAAGUAAACAAGUUUUCUUUUUAAGGAAAAGCAUAAGUCUAAGCAUCAGGCGUGUUGCUUGUCACUGAAUAUUUCAUAACACCAACAAUGCACGCUUGAUGUCCAGAAAAGUUCUGCUAGAAAAAUAGGGAAAAAAAAAAGAUGUACUCCAAAGUUUUAAUUGCAUCUGAAAUUCUGUUAACCAAUGACAGUGUUUAAAAACAACCCAUAAUCCUUCAGCAAAGAAAAAAAAGUCAAACUCUAGUAAUGAUUUGGUUAGAUUCUCACGUAGUUAAGUUCAAGUGUUUUAAGUGGACCAUUGCCUGGGAGCUGCGUUUCUCUCCAGCUGCAGAAGAGGAGGCAGAAGUGUCCUUCUUUGGAUCAUAGCACUGAGUCUACUCCAAGUAGAGCUUUGAGCCUCCCACCCAAACAUCACUUCUUUGCAUUCUGGGCUAUGAGAGAAGACUGGAACUGACCUCUUUCCUCAAAAUUCAGGGGUGAAGUCAAUCCGGAAUCACGCUUGUCAGCAUAUUAGGUCAGAUUCUAUGACAGUAGAACAUUUUAAUUGAUGGAGAAAUGCCAGUAAGUAGCAUAUAAAAAAAUAAGAAUAAAAAGAAGUGUGACAUAGUUCAUGCUUUGCAGAUUUUUAUACCCAUGUAAAUAAAACCACAAACAUAUCUUCCAAAACUGUGUGUAAAAUCCAUGGGCAUAGCAAUGAACACAGCAUGCUGCCUAGCUAGGUUUUUCACAACUUCCCUAACACAAACACACACGCGUGUGCGCAUGCACACACCUUUCAAAAAUAUUUUUCUGGCUUGUUGUGAUGAUUCACAGAGGAAUGGUCCAAAGCACACAGCAUUCUUUCCUGAGAGUCCUUCCUUUAAUGUUUGGUUAUUUGUUUACUUAUUAUGUUCACCCUACAAUAAUGUUAUUAUUACAAAAACAAACACCCUCGCUUGCAGAAAAGACUAAACUAUCAUUCUAUAUUGUGCACACUUCCAGGUAGGAAAAGAUGAUCAACUGUAGCUUUUCCAACAAUUACCUGUUGUAUGAUAAUGCCUCUUACACAGAUCAAAGUAUUGACUAGUAUACCAAGCAUUAAGAACCCUGCUGAAUUCGUUUUGCAGCAUUUCUGUUUGACUCUUUCAUGGAAAUUGUAUGUAAAAAAGCAACAUGUAAACUCUUGCAUUGUGUUACUGUUGCUGUGCCAGAAUCCAUAAACAUUUUGGGCUGUAUUGUGACUUUCUUGCAUGUGAUGUAUGAGUAUCUAUGACUAAUAAAGAAAACCUACUA